This is a messenger RNA of Chelmon rostratus (copperband butterflyfish), 1374 nucleotides long. RefSeq names its product trace amine-associated receptor 1-like. Gene Ontology annotation, biological process: G protein-coupled receptor signaling pathway. The transcript has 4 exons. The coding region runs from base 1 to 1374 and encodes 457 amino acids. Gene Ontology annotation, cellular component: membrane. Lineage: Eukaryota; Metazoa; Chordata; Actinopteri; Chaetodontiformes; Chaetodontidae. The record is from RefSeq and is a predicted model, not a curated record. Gene Ontology annotation, molecular function: trace-amine receptor activity.
AUGUUCCAGAUGUUCAUCGAAACUGCUACUGUGUACCAAGUUAUCAUCCAGGUAUGGGAGGCAAAUGGUGUCCCUCAGACCAGCCAAACAGUGUUCCAUGCUCUGUUGGAAGUCAGCGGGCGCAGAGCUCAACCCAAAUGGGAUGCGAGGACAAGCACACCUUCCACAGUAUGUGUUUUAUUGUAUGUUUUCCUCAGCGUAUUGUCUGCUGUCACAAUAUGUGGAAACCUUCUUGUAAUAAUCUCCAUCAUUUACUUCAAACAGCUCCACACUCCUACAAACUCUCUCAUCCUUUCCUUGGCAGUAGCUGACCUGCUUGUUGGGCUUGUAGUUUUUCCUUUCAACAUGGAAUUGUCUGUAACUUCAUGUCUGUUCUUUGAAGAUGUGUUGUGCAAAGUACGAGACAGCAUUGAUGGAACACUGAGUACAGCUUCCGUUUUGAAUUUGUGUUGUAUUUCUAUUGACAGAUAUUAUGCAGUGUGUCACCCUCUGACUUAUAGAACGAAGAUAAAUUUUCAUGUUGUUGUCAUCAUGAUCGUGGUGAGCUGGAGUUUUUCACUUCUACUUGUCUUUGGCUUUUUAAUUGAAGGAAUAAAUCUUGAAAAAUGCAAACAAAAUUGUUUUAUUGAUGCUCUGCUUGCAAACAUUUUAGGACCCAUUUUCUCAUUUUACCUCCCAGUGAUUUCAAUGCUCUGUAUGUACCUGAAGAUUUUCCUUGUUGCACAGAGACAGGUACGCAGCAUCCAGGGAACAAAGUCUGGAGCCACUGCCAGUAAGAUGGAGAGAAAAGCCACGACAACUCUGGCAAUUGUUAUGGGAGUGUUUCUGAUGUGCUGGUGUCCUUUAGUUCUCUAUUUUUUCUUUAUGGUAUUGAAUCCUGUGUCAUUUGCUGUGAUUGAAAGUCUCAACUGGCUUGCACUCUCAAACUCAAUGCUGAACCCAUUUAUUUAUGCUUUCUUUUACAGCUGGUUCAGAUCAGCUUUCAGAUUGAUCAUAUCUGGAAAAAUAUUUCAAGGCAGCAGAGAAGCCAUACACCGACCCCAGCUGGAGAAGCAGCACCAGCCCCUCGUCCUGCAGCACCACCAGGUGACCUCCACCCUGAGGAGGAUCAACACCCACAGAGCAACAGGACCGGAUAAGGUGUCAGAAGGUGUCUUCCAGAAACUGGCAGUAGGACUGGGAGUUGAGUUUCACUCCAUCGUCAACCCGAAAAGGUCCCACAAGCUCAUCUUUAAUGAUACCAGCCCAUACCAGUACCCCACCUCCACCUUGCUGGCGUCUGAGUCGGAGUGGAGUUCUCUGCCCUUUACUGAUCCAGCCACGGGCCCAUCCAUCUGGCCCAUCAAGACUCACUCUCAUUUCAUCAGACCAUAA